This is a messenger RNA of Guyanagaster necrorhizus, 1635 nucleotides long. Its product is annotated as MFS general substrate transporter. Gene Ontology annotation, molecular function: transmembrane transporter activity. The record is from RefSeq and is a predicted model, not a curated record. Gene Ontology annotation, cellular component: membrane. Gene Ontology annotation, biological process: transmembrane transport. Bases 1 to 1635 code for a protein of 544 amino acids. The transcript has 17 exons. NCBI's taxonomy places the organism in Eukaryota, Fungi, Basidiomycota, Agaricomycetes, Agaricales, Physalacriaceae.
AUGACCAUCACAACAGUACAUACCAUUCCCAACGAGCAUGGGAGCACUCCAUUGGAUGACGAGAAGCAGUAUAUCCAGGAGAUCGAAGGGGCGAAGUAUGAUUUCUCGUGGGCAGAACAGGCCCAAGUCGACGAGGAUGUAUCGCCUGGAUUUUUUGGUCGUUUCCUCAAGAAGAAUCCUUCAGCAGCGUUCAUUGCCGACGUUGCGAGGAUGAACACCAUGGAACUUGAUCCCAAGGUCAUCAGACGCUUGGAACGCAAGAUCGAUUUGCUUAUUAUCCCUGCUCUGGCUACGUGUUAUAUGUUCUAUUACAUCGACAAAACGACUCUUUCGUAUGCGGCUAUUUUCGGAAUCCGCACUGACUUAUAUCUGGCCAAAUCAGAAUACAGCUGGCUCUCCAGUAUUUUCUACUUUGGAUGGCUUGCCUGGGCCCUACCGGCCAAUUUGUUGAUGCAAAAGUUUCCUCUCAACAAGUACCUCGCAGCCAAUAUAUUCAUGUGGGGUGUUCUUCUUAUGGCUCAAGCGGCUAGUCGGAACUUCACAGACCUGGCGGUGCUACGGAUUUUGUCCGGUGCAUUCGAAGCCACUGCCGACCCGUCGUUCGUCCUUAUCACCGCGACUUGGUAUACCCGGAAACAGCAGCCGACUCGCAUCGGUUACUGGUAUCUGGCCAACGGUCUAGGUAUUGCCUUGGGUGGUCUCUUUGGGUAUGGCAUCGGCCAGAUCAAAGGGUCUCUACCUUCUUGGAAGUUUGAAUUCAUUAUUAUUGGCGCAAUCUGUUCGUUGUGGGCUAUAGUUUUGUGGAUAUUUGUCCCUGACUCGCCAUACCACUCACAUUGGUUUACCCGCAUGGAGCGUCUGAUGAUAGUCAGUCGUAAACGUGACGACCAGAAUUUGACUGAUAAUCGACAAUGGAAGCCCAAUCAGGUGUUGGAGGCCAUCAUCGACCCGAAAAUUUAUCUUUUCUUUUUGUUUGGAUUUACGGCGAAUGUUCCUAACGGAGGUACAUCUAAUUUUGGCACUUUGAUUGUCGAAGGAUUUGGGUUCGACACUCUUCAAACAACACUCAUGCAGAUUCCUUAUGGCAUUAUCAUAGCCUCGAUCAUACUUAUCGCGAUAUUCAUAAACUCCAAGCUGCCUAAAGGAAACAGAACAUGGCUUAUGGCCGCAACUAACGUUCCGACAGUUGUUGGGUUCGCGAUGAUUGCCUGGUGCAAAGGCAAAGCACCACGACUCAUCGGAUACUGGAUGACCGGCGCUUCGAAUGCUACCUUUGUCCUUGGCCUAUCUCUUCUUUCUGGAAACGUCGGUGGCCAGACUAAACGUUCAAUCGCCAGCGCUGCUAUAUUUUUAGGCGUCGCCUCUGGGAACAUUGUUGGUCCGUUUCUAUUUAAGGACUCAGAAGCACCUGGAUAUCUGACGGGUGUUGUUGGCUGUAUGGUUUCUCGGGCACUUGAGAUUGUCAUCAUCCUCAUCCUCCGGGCGAUAUUCGUAAUUUCUAACCGACGACGGGACCGUGCUGCAGCAGAGGGACGAGUCGAAUACGAUUCCAAUCUCACCAGUUUGGAGGAUAUCACUGACUGGAAGAACCCGGCCUUCCGAUACGUCGCUGUAAGUUUUCCUUUUCUCUUCUGA